AUGGGCUACUUGGUGGAUCUUGCCAUUCCUGCAGGGAAUUCCUUUGAUAUUUUCUGCGAUAUAUUAAAUGAAUGUAGAAUUUGUAAUACUGUAGUUAGGUUAAAGUCGUUUAGAAGUGUUUCCAGCUCAGGUAAUCCUGCGAGUUUCGUUUAUAACAUACUCUCGAAGCACUCGGAAAGGGCUAAGGAUUGCAAAAGAAGCGUAGUCGUGUUUCAUUAUUUUGAUUUGUGGGCCACGUCAACCACUCUACAAGAGGAAUAUAGUAAUACAGGACACAGUGGUCCUAGUAAGUAUGAAGAAUAUCUGAAACAGAUUAGGGUUGCUGAAAAUACCACUGAAAAACUCAGCAAGUGUGAAAGUAACUGGACAUAUAAGCUACUCUACUGGAUUCGCUACUCACUGAUAUUUCUGCUGAACGAGAAGUUCUCCCACGAACUUGUGUGUAUAUGCAUAUACGGAAACUCAUCCACAAAAGGUUUCUUUGGUGAUAUUUUCACAGAAUCAUAUGAUUUACAUGAAUUCACAAAGAGUACCAUAUUCAACGACCUUGGAUUAGACGAAAGUCUGUUUAAGCGAAGAUUAUCUGUGGAGAAAUGUCAGAUUUCCAAACAAAUUGAAAGAGAGUUCGAUGCUUUGACGAACGAUUUGUUUCAAGAUAUAUCAAAUGUAGAUGAGACAUCUUAUGGAGGAAUAUUCAAUGCUUCGAAUUUAAAUAUUCCAUUUAAUGUAGACUGCACUAGUUUGAAUCUAUCAGAGGUAACACUAAUUUGUGGCGAAGAAGGAUCUGGCAAAAGUACAUUACUAAAAGCAAUUUCAAAAGCGUGGUAUAAUCAGAUCGCAAAAUCAACUGCAAAACAAAAUUUUCAAUUGUCAAAUAUUAAAAGAGGGCAUAUUUUUAAUCUGGAAUAUUAUGAACUGGUUAGCCAUCUUGUAGGUUGCGGUGAAGCAUAUAUUAGAGACGUAUUUGCAAAUGCAAGAUAUAAUAAACCUUCCCUUGUUCUACUAGACGGUAUAGAAUUAAUAUUUGAGAACGAACAGUUGGAAGAAAAUAGGGCAAUACCUUCUACAGUAUCAAAAACACUCUUGAAUGAAUUAUCAAACAUUGAGGAAGGCGUAAAAUUCGUUUCAUGUACAAGCGGAAAUGUCUUAAUAAGUGAUUUAUCUAGAGAUUUUCAAAGUGUUGUUACAGACGUUAUACUUUUAUCCAAGAAAGAUUUAAAUUAA
This is a messenger RNA of Theileria equi strain WA, 1224 nucleotides long. RefSeq lists its product as hypothetical. Gene Ontology annotation, molecular function: ATP binding; ATP hydrolysis activity. The transcript has 5 exons. NCBI's taxonomy places the organism in Eukaryota, Apicomplexa, Aconoidasida, Piroplasmida, Theileriidae. The record is from RefSeq and is a predicted model, not a curated record. Bases 1 to 1224 code for a protein of 407 amino acids.